AGUUGGCACUGUGUUCUGUGUGAAGUCAUUGUGAUUUCGAAUAAGAGCAGAAAUGACUUAGCUAUUUUAACACAUCCGGGUUGAGUCUAGAAUCAUAUAAGUAGGCUACACGUACAUGUAUCGUCACACUUGAGAAUUUGUGUACGUGAAACCACUUGACUCAUCAUGUUCAAAGCAUUUUCGCCAUACGUACUUAGAGGGGGGAAACUUUGGAAUCCAUGUGCUCAGAAGUCUCUGCGACUAGCCAGCGGGUUUUCUGUCAAUCGACUUGACCACUUCGUCAUCACAGUCAAGAAUGUACAGAAGACUUGUGAUUUCUACUCCCGAGUUCUGGGUAUGGAGGUGUCGACCUUCAAGGGUGGGAGAAAAGCUUUGAAUUUCGGUCAACAGAAGAUUAAUAUUCACGAACAUAAGAAGGAGUUCGAACCGAAGGCCCAUGUUCCAACUCCAGGAUCAGCAGAUGUCUGCUUCAUUACACAGGAAACGUUGGACAGCGUCAUGCAGCACCUCAAGAAUUGUGAAGUACCUGUAUUGGAGGGACCAGUAGACAGAACCGGAGCUGUCGGUCCUAUCCGGUCGGUAUAUUUCAGAGAUCCGGAUAACAAUCUCAUAGAAGUGUCCAACUAUCUGAAGGAGUCCUGACCCUCGUCUCCAGUUGUAACCUUUCAGAUCAGCCAGUUGUUACAUUGGACUGAGUCACUGUACAUAAAACAUACGUUAUACGCGUUUAUGUUUAUAGUUUAGGAAUGCACAUUACUGUUCUCUAAGACCAACAGUUCUUUUCCGUAAAAACACCUUAGUUAAGGAAAUCUGAAAUAUUUUGGUAUUUCAAAAAUAUUUAUGGCAGAUAAUUACCUUUUAAAAAGACUCAUUAAAAGUCUAGUUUAUACUAUA
Pecten maximus is the source of this 894-nucleotide messenger RNA. Its product is annotated as glyoxalase domain-containing protein 5-like. Lineage: Eukaryota; Metazoa; Mollusca; Bivalvia; Pectinida; Pectinidae. The record is from RefSeq and is a predicted model, not a curated record. The transcript is spliced from 4 exons. The coding region runs from base 166 to 642 and encodes 158 amino acids.